AUGAUGAUCAGCGACGGCUUCGGUCCUGCUUCCGUCACCAUGGCUCGUACUUUUUAUCAAUUUACACAUCGAAAGCCUUACGAUUAUCCAACGCCAUUGGAUCAAAUUCACGUAGGAAAUUCAAGAACCCGUAGUUCUUCGUCACUGAUAACGGACAGUGGGGCGGGUGCGACAGCCUUUAGCUGCAAUCUGAAAACCUACAAUGGAGCGAUCGGUGUGACUCCUGACAAGAUACCGUGCGGUACUGUCCUCGAAGCCGCCAAACAUCAGCAACGCAUGCUGACAGGACUCGUCGCUACAUCACGUAUCACACAUGCGACACCGGCUAGCUUCGCAGCACAUGUCGAACAGCGUUCUCAGGAAAACACGAUUGCUCUUCAGGAGAUAGGCGAGAAUCCUUUAGGAAGAAGCUUGGAUUUGAUGUUUGGCGGUGGUUAUUGCCACUUUUUGCCGCAAACUCUAGGAAAACCAGAAAGCUGUAGAACAGAUAACCGAAACCUGUUCGAAGAAGCCAAAACCAAGUACAAUUGGACCACCCAUAUGGAUUAUGAGAUCGAUCGAGAUAAUGCAACACAGCCAAGUUUGUCGGAUAUGUCAGCAAAAGCCUUGGAUAUACUGUUCAAAGCAAUAGAAGAUAAAGAAGAAGGGUUCUUUCUUAUGAUUGAAGGAAGUAGAAUAGACAUGGCAGCCCAUUCGAGCGAUGCAGCCACGCAUUUGUAUGAAAUUUUAGAAUAUCAAAAAACCAUUCAACUUGUCAAGAACUAUGUCGAUCAACAUCCUGAUACCAUCAUGAUUUCUACCAGUGAUCAUGAAACAGGUGGUCUUUCCUUGGCGCGUCAAGUCUCUCCAGAAUAUCCUGUCUAUCUUUGGUAUCCUGAUGUAUUGACCAGAGUCAAAAGCUCGACGAUACGUCUGGCCAAGGAAAUCAAGCAAAUGAAUCCUGAUCGCGACUCUCUUGUUAAUCACUUCUUGAAAGACAAGCUGGGGAUUACUGAUCCUACAGAGGCGGAAUUGAAGACUCUGUUGGACGCUAAAAAUGGGACCGAGAACAAUUUGGAUUUGUAUUUGGCCGACAUGGUGUCUUUACGAGCACAAUUAGGCUGGACGACGCAUGGUCACAGUGGUGUUGAUGUCAAUUUAUACGCUUAUGGUGCGGGUGCAGAGCUACUGAUCGGUAGCUUCGAAAAUACUGAAGUAGGAGAGUUUAUCACAAAAGCACUUGAUUUAAACUUGACAGACAUCACCGUACAGCUGAACAGCAAGAAUGCCUCUUUUCACUUGGCGUCAACAACAUUGUCAGAAGAAUCAAAACUAGCUUACGACGAACAUUUAGAUCAUUAUCAUGAAGCUAUUCCUGAUCAUUUAAAGCACACGGUUUUCGAGCCCUAA
Molecule: messenger RNA, 1389 nt
Organism: Mycotypha africana
Lineage: Eukaryota; Fungi; Mucoromycota; Mucoromycetes; Mucorales; Mycotyphaceae
Product: alkaline-phosphatase-like protein
Exons: 4
Coding region: 1-1389 (462 amino acids)
Biological process (GO): dephosphorylation
Cellular component (GO): fungal-type vacuole membrane
Molecular function (GO): alkaline phosphatase activity
Source: RefSeq, a predicted model, not a curated record